UAUAAAAGGUCUGGUCCUUGGGUGCGGACCCGCAUUCUGGACACGGCUGCUGAAAACGGCUUCCUCUGCCAGUGCCGAGCCAGGCGCCAUGGCAGCAGUCACGUUCCCCUCAGAAGACCCCAGAGAGCCGAGCGCCCACCCCGGGGGCCUUGAGAUGAACCUGGAGACCAGCUCAGGCGGAAGGCCAGCGCGCCAGCAGAAGGCCAUCCCCAGAGCUCACCUGACCUUCGUCAUCGACUGUGCGCGAGGGAAGCAGAUCUCCCUGGCAGCACCCCCGGGGCCACCCCGCACCCCCAGUCCCAACCCGGGACCUGCCGUCCCUCCGAUGAAGACCUACAUCUUGUUAUGCGGGGAAAAGCAGUCCCCCAACCUGACUCGGGAGGCUCCGCUAGGUGGGGGGGGCCUUGCGCAGGCCAGGGGGCCCUGCCCAGGCCCCCCCUGCAGAGGGACUACGGCCCAAGCUUCCCCCCCAGCCAGCCCAGGAGGCCUUGCGGAGGCUCCUGAAGCCAAGGGGAGCCCCGUGAAGGCCGUGUCCUCGCGGUCCUCCGCGUGGGGAACGGUCAUCGGCUCCCUCAAGGCCCUCUCCUCCUGCGUCUGCGCACAGGCGGAUUAACUGCGGGACCCUGGCCGUGGGCGGGGAGGCUCGGGAUCCCUGCACGAUUCCCUGGGUCCACGCCUGCCUCCCCAGCCGAGCAGAAGGCUUUUCUACCUGAGCCAGAGAAGGAGAGUUAGAUCCGAAAGGACAUCUGAAACAGUCCCAAGCAUCCUACUUCUUCCUUCCUCUCCAUCUUUGCUAGCCUUUCAGCAGCGGCAGGAUAAGGCACCGCCAGGUAGAAUGAGGCUGACUCAUUCACACAGCAUAUUCUAAUGCAGCAUCUCCCAAUUCCCAGCCCUGCAAAGCAUUGAAAAAGACACUGCAGCUUUCUUGGAGUUUGUAUUCUUGAGGGUGGGGGAGAAAGGUUAAACAACCCAAUAAAGACUAUUUGAACAGUA
Molecule: messenger RNA, 993 nt
Organism: Cervus elaphus (red deer)
Lineage: Eukaryota; Metazoa; Chordata; Mammalia; Artiodactyla; Cervidae
Gene: SRARP
Product: steroid receptor associated and regulated protein
Exons: 2
Coding region: 89-613 (174 amino acids)
Biological process (GO): positive regulation of intracellular estrogen receptor signaling pathway
Cellular component (GO): cytoplasm; nucleus
Molecular function (GO): nuclear estrogen receptor binding
Source: RefSeq, a predicted model, not a curated record